AUGAAGGAAAUUGCCUUCUUUCUGUUGCCGCUGGGGGGUCUCCUGGCGUUUCUCUUGUGCCUGCCGAUCCAGUGGCUACAGCGCGCCUGCAUUUCCUUCUCCUCUCUGCAGCUGUCCCUCGGCCGGCGGGUUUCGCUCCGUCUCUCAGCCAUCUUCUUCCUCUACUCGCUCCUGCGCUUCGUCCACACCUGCAUGCGCGUCGCGCGCGACGCAGCUCCCCAAGCCCUGGGGUCUCCAGGCCUCCCGCCCCUCGGGGCCGCGCACUCCCCUGCGACAGGCUUUUCGCUGGAUGUGCGGCGGCAGGCGCAAGUGUUGAGGCACCAGCGAAACUUCUGGAUCACACUCUCGGCGGUGUUCGUCUGGCUCUUCGUUUGGUGGCUAGCCAAACUGCUAGGGUGGUACUGGUGCUCACUGGAGGCGAAGCAAAAGGAAGUCGACACGCUCAAAGAAGAAGUCAGGCGCGCGACGGAGGCACCGCGGCCCGCACGGCCGAGAAGCGACGAGCCGCCGGCAGGCGAGGCUCUCGAGCAAACGAAAAGCGGUCCUGAAGAGGUGGAGCUGACCACGGUCGAGAGACGGAAGGCAGACUCCAACGCAGAGAAGGAAACGGACGCCCACACAGAGAGCGGCGAAACGCGACAGCGACUGUGCAAAAAAGCAGAUGCUCGAACUCUGGGCCUACUCGACUAA
Messenger RNA from Neospora caninum, 690 nucleotides. RefSeq lists its product as hypothetical. Lineage: Eukaryota; Apicomplexa; Conoidasida; Eucoccidiorida; Sarcocystidae. Bases 1 to 690 code for a protein of 229 amino acids. The record is from RefSeq and is a predicted model, not a curated record. The transcript has a single exon.